AUGGGGUGCGUGAACACCCGUCCAACGUGCGGUCGUGCGCGGGGAUGGCGUCUAGGGUCGCGGAGGUCCCGGCCAGGGCCCGUCGCUGCGCCCGGGCCGGCGGCGCCAACCGCCGCCGCCGGCUGGCUGCUACCUGUGGCUGGCUGGCGCGCGCGUUGUCAGAGACGGCGGACGACUGCGGGGGGCGAGGGCGGGCGCGGGCCCCGGCCCGGCCUCGGCGCCGCUCUUCCAAGUAGCGAUCUCGGCCGGACCAGUAGGCAGCUUGGGCAGUGGAAGCGAAACGACACGGCGGAUGGCGGUGGCGGCCGCUCGGGGCCGGCCACGGGCGCGGUGUGGGAUGACGUGCCGCGGUGCGCACGCUCGCGCGCCGGCGACGGCGCCGGGCUGAGCGCGGUACUGGCCAGGGAGCGGCCGUGCCGCCCCGCCGUUCGUAGCGCUCAGCCAGCCUUCGAGGAGCCUCGGGAGGACUGGCAAUGCUGCUGCACCUGCCGCCGCGACCAGGUCUUACGACGGGCUGCGGGACGACUCAGAGAGCGGGCUUCGCGUCUCAACACGCGCAACGCCGAGUGGGGGUCGGGCAAGGCGCUGGAGCUGGCGCCGGGCACCUUCCGCGGCUGCGGAGCUGACAGGCGCUCGACCUCACCGACAACAACCUGCGCGCGCUGCCCGACGCCGCCCCCCUUCUGCCGCUGGCCAACCUGCUCAGCGCGCUCAACGCCAGCCGCAACCGCCUGCGGAGCACGCGCGCUCGGCGUCUCGCUUCCCCGUGCGGCCGGCCGCGCCCGUCGCCCACCGCCCGGCCCACCCAGCGGUCGGACCGAGGAUGCGCCCGGCGGCGGCGACAUGCGCUCGCUCGACCUCUCGCACAACCAGCUGCAGGCGCUGCCCUCCGAGUCGAGCAUCUCGCGCCUGCGGCGCCUGCAGGCGCUGCACCUGCAGCACAACGAGAUGACGGACAUCGGCGGCGAGGCGUUCGCCGGGCUCGCCUCCCUGCGCACGCUCAACAUGUCGCACAACCGCCUCGACGUGCUGCCCGAGGGCCUGUUCGCGUCGUGCAGGGAGCUGCGGGAGAUCGACCUGCACAACAAUUCGCUGUACGAGCUGGGCCGCGGCCUCUUCCACCGCCUGGAGCAGCUUCUCGUGCUCGAUCUGUCCUACAACCAGCUGAGCAGCGGCCAGAUCGACGACGGCACCUUCGUCGGCCUAAUUCGGCUGAUUGUGCUCAACCUGGCGCACAAUUCGCUGACGCGCGUGGACGCGCGCACCUUCAAGGACCUCUUCUUCCUGCAGAUCCUGGACCUGCGGCAGAACUCCAUCGGCUACAUCGAGGACAACGCCUUCCACCCGCUUUACAAUCUGCACACGUUGCAUCUCUCCGAGAACAGACUGCACGAAAUAGGGCCGUUGAUGUUUAACGGGUUGUUUGUGUUGAAUAAGUUAACGAUUAGCAAUAAUCUUCUCAUUAGCAUAGACGGGCGCGCGUUUCGUAACUGCUCUGAUUUGAAGGAGCUGGAUCUCAGUUCGAACUCGUUGCAGGACGUGCCAGACGCGCUGCACGAGCUCACGUUCCUAAAAACUCUCGACUUGGGUGAGAAUAACAUUUCCACUGUGCGUAACGGUUCCUUCCGCAACUUGCAGCAGUUGAACGGGCUAAGACUGAUCGGUAACAAUAUAGGUAAUCUCACGAGUGAUAUGUUCUGGGACCUCACAAGUUUACAAGUGCUUAAUCUGGCGAAGAACAAGAUUCAGCAGAUCGAACGGGGUACGUUUGAACAUAACGAGCGAAUAGAAGCUAUCCGACUCGACGGUAACUUUCUAACGGAUAUCGACGGCGUUUUUUCAAAAAUAUCUAGUCUGUUGUGGUUGAACUUGUCAAAUAACCAUUUAGUGUGGUUCGACUACGCGUUUGUGCCAGUGAAUUUACAGUGGUUAGAUAUUCACGAUAACUUCAUAGAACUGCUAGGGAACUAUUACAACAGGCAGGAUAGCUUGCACAUCAAGACUCUAGACGCUAGUCACAAUCGCAUCACGGAAUUAAACGCAAUGUCCAUCCCGAACAGCGUCGAGUUGUUGUUCAUCAAUAACAACUUCAUUACGUCGGUGGCGGCCGGCACGUUCAUCGAGAAGACCGACCUGGUGCGCGUCGACAUGUACGCGAAUUCGCUCGUUUCGCUGGACCUGAACGCACUGCGCCUGACGGACGUGCCGCCGCAGAAACCGCUGCCCGAGUUUUACAUCGGCGGCAACCCGUUCCACUGCGACUGCGGCAUGGAGUGGCUGCAGAUGAUCAACAACCGCACGCAGUUGCGCAUCCACCCGCGCAUCAUGGACUUGGCGAAUAUCAUGUGCGCCAUGACGUACUCGCGGGGCCUCACCACGAUGCCGGCGAUCGACGCGAAGCCCUCCAACUUCCUGUGCACGUACGAGACGCACUGCUUCGCCCUGUGCCACUGCUGCGACUUCGACGCGUGCGACUGCGAGAUGACGUGCCCGAACAACUGCUCGUGCUAUCACGACCAGACGUGGACGACGAACGUGGUCGACUGCUCGGGGCUCGCCACCAGCCAGAUCCCGCGUCGGAUUCCCAUGGACGCGACGGAGCUGUACCUGGACGGCAACGACUUCGGCGAGCUGCAGAAUCACGUUUUCAUCGGGCGCAAAAAUUUACGGAUCCUCUUCGUGAACGCGAGCCGCAUCGAAACGAUUCAAAACCGCACCUUUAACGGCCUAAACGCCCUGCAGAUCCUGCACCUGGAAGAUAACAGAAUACGCGAGCUUAAAGGGUUCGAAUUCGAUCACCUGUCGCAUCUGCGGGAGUUGUAUCUUCAGAACAAUCUGAUUUCGUUCAUCGGCAACGUGACUCUUUUGCCGCUGCACUCGCUGGAGAUCCUGCGAUUAGACGGGAACCGACUGGUCACUUUCCCGGUGUGGCAACUGACGCUGAACCAAGCCCUCGAGGAGAUAUCGUUGGGGAACAAUCUGUGGUCGUGCCGCUGCAAGUUCCUGCAGGAGCUGCAGAUGUGGGUGGCGGACAACGCGCGGAAGGUGAUUGACAGCGAGGACAUCUACUGCUACAACAACGAGACGAAACCGGCGCAGCGGCGGGAGGUGGAUUUAAACAAUACCGCGUGUAGCGAUUACUACUCCGGCGGGUCCGUUAUUCAGAGUAUCAUAGUGUCCGAUUACUUGCCUAUGGUGGUGAUUACGUUAUCAGCCAUCGUGCUCGUGCUUAUCCUCACUGUGUUACUGUUCGUUUUCCGCGAGCCUAUGCGGGUGUGGGUGUACAGCCGGUACGGCAUUCGCCUGUUCGAGUUCAAAGGCGGGGCGUCGAAGCACCUGGCGGAGGACCGCGAGAAACUGUACGACGGCUACGUGUGCUACAGCCCGAAAGACGAGGAGUUCGUCCUGCAGUCGAUCGUGGCGGAACUCGAGCACGGCAACCCGUCGUUCCAGCUGUGCCUGCACUACCGCGACCUGCCGCACCACGCCUUCCUGCAGCACAGCAGCUCGCCCGUGGUGGUGGAGGCGGCGGACGCUAGUCGCCGAGUGAUCCUAGUCUUGUCGCGCAACUUCCUGCAGACGGAGUGGUCGCGCUUUGAGUUCCGGUCCGCGCUGCACGAGGCCCUCAAGGGCCGCGUGUUCAAGUUGGUGCUGGUGGAGGACGGCGGUUCGCUGCCCGAGGCGGAGCUCGACCCGGACCUGCGGCCGUAUCUCAAGACCGGCGCGCGCGUGCGCUGGGGGGAGAAGCGCUUCUGGGAGCGGCUGCGCUACGCGAUGCCCAGCCGCGGCCGCGACCACAAGAUGUACCGGCGCAACAUCAACAACUACACGCUGGACUCGGGCAAGUGUCGCAACGGCAGCCACCACCAUCGUACGUGGAGAAGAACAAGCAGCCGCACCCGGCGUCCCCAAUUUGCACAUGCACAUCAACAGCCACCCGCUGUUCCAGGCCGCCCCGCCACCACCAACGACGCCUGCCCAACAACGUGGCGCCGCCCCCUUCGUACUCCAGCCACCCACGCUGCCCCGCACGCCGGUCAAGCAGAACAACCACCACGCGCCAACCACCACCACCACCAUCACCACCACCCCGACGCGGCGACGGCGGCGGCGGCGGCCCCCGCGCGCGCCCACGACACGAAGCCAACUACUCCUCCGCCACCACCGCCACCCCGUCGCCGCGCCCGCACCACAGGCACAACUACCACCACGGCGCGCCCGGUGGACGGGCCCGGCGGCGGCGGGGUGGACCACAACGCGCUGUGGUCGACCCGGCGGCAAUGGCGCGGCGCCGCGGCGUCCGGCGCGGCGGGAGCGGGCGCGCGUCCCGGGUUCGAGGCCCGCCUCCGAGCACAUCUACUCCUCCAUCGACUCGGACUACUCCACGCUGGAGCGGGAGGGCUCCUUCGCGAUGCGCAGCGCGCAGCAACAGCACCACGCGCAGGCCCAGGCGCAGCAGCGGCACCACCACGCGCAGCAGAUGCAGCAGCAGCAGCAACAAGCGCAGGCGUGGCGCUCGGGGGCGUGCAUGGACCCCGGCGGCGUGCAGGCCUACCUCGCGGUUGCGUGGCCGAUCGAGUAGAAAGUAGUGGAUUAAUACAGUAUUCAGAAAGGUGCUCCAGAGAACGAAUGAAAGAAAGUAAACGCCUCUUAUUACGUUCACAUUUACGUUCAAUUUUUUGACUUUUGUACACUUGUAUUUUCGUUGUAAGAAGCUGAAUGAAUGAGUGUAUGAAUGUACGCACUCGACUCGCUGAGUGCUACUGUAAUAUUUGUAUUUAUUUUAUAAAUCAUAUGCUUGUGUAUAUGUGUAAAUAUGUAUGAAAAUAUUAUACAACAAUUUUUCUCACAGAA
Molecule: messenger RNA, 4854 nt
Organism: Gryllus bimaculatus (two-spotted cricket)
Lineage: Eukaryota; Metazoa; Arthropoda; Insecta; Orthoptera; Gryllidae
Source: the annotation of a GenBank genome assembly